AUGGAAUCCCAGCAGUUACAAAGAGAAUUUCCUGCCUCUGAGGUUGCAAACGAAUUUGUGAACCAGUAUUACUGUGUUCUAAACAACUGUCCAGAUAAGCUAUACGAGUUCUACAAAGAUUGCAGCACUGUCACCCGCCCUGAACCCAAUGGUCAAUUGUUGCAUGUAACAACCCUAGAAGCUAUUAAAAACAAUAUAGUGUCUUCGCUCAAUGAGGGAAAUGAGGUUAAAAUAGGAACUGUGGAUUCACAACAAGCUUAUAAUGAAUCUUAUAUCAUAUUGGUAACUGGAAUCAUAUUAGGGCACGAGAAUGUCGAAAGAAAAUUUGCCCAGUCUUUCUUUUUAGCACCACAGGAGAGAGGCUAUUUUGUUCUAAACGAUGCAUUUCGGUAUUUGGAAGAAUCCCAGUAUUCAGAAGACAAAACUUAUAUGUCGGCUAAUGCUGUUUGUGAUGAGCCUUUGCAGGAAGAGAUAGUUCCUGCAAAAGAAAUUCAAAGAUUUGAAUCACAACCUUCGAAAUUGGAAAAUAAACAUGCUACUGAAACUGUUGAGAAUGAACAACAGCUUAAGGAUAUUGAGAAAACUAUUUCACCACCAGAAGAAACAACAAAAAUGAGUUUUCUAGCAGUUCUUUUGAAAGAGAACCCACAUCCUAUUCAAAGGCCAACUGUUGUGGUGAAAUUUCCAAUAAAUACCGGACUGAAAGCAAAUGUACCAUCACAAGAAAAAAACUUUUGCUAUGCUUUCAUUGAGUUCCAAUCAUCAACUUCUGUGGAGAGUGCUGUAAAGGCAUCUCCUAUUGUCAUCUCUGGGCGUCGCGUAUAUGUUGAAAAGAAAAGGUUGGCUGGUUUCAGAGACAAUAUUCCAAAUGGCGUAAAGAGAGGAGGUGAUCGUCAAGGACGCAAUGGCUAUGCAAGAAAUUUCUAA
Molecule: messenger RNA, 927 nt
Organism: Cryptomeria japonica (Japanese cedar)
Lineage: Eukaryota; Viridiplantae; Streptophyta; Pinopsida; Cupressales; Cupressaceae
Product: nuclear transport factor 2-like
Exons: 8
Coding region: 1-927 (308 amino acids)
Cellular component (GO): ribonucleoprotein complex; cytosol
Molecular function (GO): mRNA binding
Source: RefSeq, a predicted model, not a curated record